Messenger RNA from Cricetulus griseus (Chinese hamster), 2400 nucleotides. The record is from RefSeq and is a predicted model, not a curated record. Lineage: Eukaryota; Metazoa; Chordata; Mammalia; Rodentia; Cricetidae.
GUUUUUCAGCCCAUGUUAAUGGAAUAUUUUACCUAUGAAGAGCUUAAAGAUAUCAAAAAGAAAGUGAUUGCACAGCACUGCUCACAGAAGGACACAGCAGAACUCCUUAGAGGUCUCAGCCUGUGGAAUCAAGCUGAAGAGCGACAGAAAUUUUUCAAAUAUUCUGUGGAUGAAAAGUCAGAUACUGAAGCGGAAGUGUCAGAACACUCCACAGGUAUAACCCAUCUUCCUCCUGAGGUAAUGCUGUCCAUUUUCAGUUAUCUUAAUCCUCAAGAAUUGUGUCGAUGCAGUCAAGUCAGUACUAAGUGGUCUCAGCUGGCAAAAACAGGAUCUUUGUGGAAACAUCUUUACCCUGUUCAUUGGGCCAGAGGUGACUGGUAUAGUGGUCCCGCCACUGAACUUGAUACUGAGCCUGAUGAGGAGUGGGUGAGAAGUAGGAAAGAUGAAAGUCGUGCUUUUCAGGAAUGGGAUGAAGAUGCUGAUAUAGAUGAAUCUGAAGAGUCUGCAGAGGAAUCGAUUGCUAUCAGCAUUGCACAAAUGGAAAAACGUUUACUCCAUGGCUUAAUUCAUAAUGUUCUGCCAUAUGUUGGUACCUCUGUAAAAACUUUAGUGUUAGCAUACAGCUCUGCAGUCUCCAGCAAAAUGGUUAGGCAGAUUUUAGAGCUUUGUCCUAACCUGGAACAUCUGGAUCUUACCCAGACUGAUAUUUCUGAUUCUGCAUUUGACAGUUGGUCUUGGCUUGGUUGCUGCCAGAAUCUUCGGCAUCUUGAUCUGUCUGGAUGUGAAAAAAUCACAGACAUGGCUCUAGAGAAGAUUUCUAGAGCUCUUGGAGUGCUGACAUCUCAUCAGAGUGGCUUUUUGAAAAGUGCAGGCAAGGCCACUUCAGCUCCAUGGAUAAAUAAAGACAUUACCAUGCAAUCCUCCAAGCAGUAUGCCUGCUUGCACAAUUUAACUGACAAAGGUGUUGGUGAAAAAAUAGACAAUGAUCACUCUUGGACUAAACCUGUAUCUUCUGAAAGUUUUACUUCUCCUUACGUGUGGAUGCUAGAUGCUGAAGAUUUGGCUGAUAUCGAAGAUGCUGUAGAGUGGAGACACAGAAAUGUCGAAAGUCUCUGUGUAAUGGAAACAGCCUCCAACUUUGGUUGUUCUUCAUCUGGUUGUUACAAUAGGGACUUUGUGGGAUUAAGGACCAGAGUUUGUUGGCAGCAGCAUUGUGCUUCUCCAGCCUUUGCAUAUUGUGGUCAUUCAUUCUGCUGCACAGGGACAGCUCUAAGGACUAUGUCUGCACUCCCAGCGACUUCUACAAUGUGUAGGAAAGCAUUAAGGACUACAUUGCCUAGGGCAAAAGACUUAAUUUAUUUUGGGAGUGAAAAGUCUGACCAAGAGACUGGACGAGUACUUUUGUUCCUCAGUCUAUCUGGAUGUUAUCAGAUCACAGACCAUGGUCUCAGGGUGUUGACUCUGGGAGGAGGGCUGCCUUACUUGGAGCACCUUAAUCUCUCUGGCUGUCUUACUGUAACUGGUGCGGGGCUGCAGGAUUUGGUCUCAGCAUGUCCUUCCUUAAAUGAUGAAUACUUUUACUACUGUGACAACAUUAACGGUCCUCAUGCUGACACCGCCAGUGGAUGCCAGAAUUUGCAGUGUGGUUUUCGAGCCUGCUGCCGCUCUGGCGAAUGACCCUUGACUUCUGACCUUUGUCUACUUCAAUUAGCUGAGCAGGCUUCCUUUCAUGCACUUUACUUAUAGCACAUUUCUUGUGGUAACAGCCCCCUUUUGGGUGUGUUUUGUUUUGGCCCCAUUUCUUACAGUCUCAGAAAUUUAAUUUAGCAGUCAACUGUACAGUGUUGUUUUUCCUUGCAAAAUAUAUUUUUUUUAGAUAGGGAUUAGGUUUUUUUUUUUUUCUCCUUUAAUUAGGAUGAGAACAGACUUACUGGUUUCUUUUAAAUGAAAUGCUUUAAAAAGUGUAUCACUAAUGCCAUGGUAUUUAAAGUAUUUUUAGAUUAUUUUGCAUUUUAGUCAGUGGGGGUUAUUGGUUCUCUAUGUGUAAGCACUGUACCAAGUUUUACAGAUCCUUUCAGAUACACUUUCUGAACUUUUAUUUUCAAAAGACUGAACAUUUUGGAAAUGAAUCUCUUUUCCUAACAUUUUCUUUAUUUUAAUAAUUCUCAGGAGCCAAUUCAAACACACCUAGAAAUGAGAUUCUUUAAGAUUGUAGAAUAAAUUGGCCUCUCAGUAUUUGCUCAGUGAGCUAGCAAAAGCACCUGUCUAUUUGUAUUUGCUUUAGACAACUGGUUCCACUACUGUCCCUAAACUGUCGAAUUUGGGAGGGAUUUUUAAAAAUUCCACAAUUGUUUAAAGAAAUGUAUAAAUAAAAUCUACUUUGAGAACUUUACCAAGCAA